ACGUAGUAUCACAACUGCAGAAUUUAAAAAAACAAUUAAAAUUGGUUUUUAGUGAUAUUUAAAUCUAAUUUUUUGUUUUAAAAAUAAUUAAUUAUUCAAUUUUUUUUAAAGUUAUUUGUCCGUAUGUUAUAUUAAUAAUAUGAAAAUACUAAAAAAUACAUAAAAAAAAUUAAUUAAAGUAAAUGUUAUCCAGAUAGCUAUGGAUUUUAAUACAUUACUCUAUCAAGCACAAAAAAAUAACCACAAAGAUAACUAUGUCAAUUAUUAUAAAGCAUCUUUGGAUCCUCCAAAAAAGGAAACUAAAGAAAAAAAGUUAUCAGAUAAUAUAAAAAAAUUCUUAGCUAAAAAAGAAGAAGAAGAAAAACAAAAAAAGUUGGAAGAACGAAGAAAGAAAGAAGAAUUAUUAUCUUUGCGUAGUCAAGAUAGGAAGUCUUUUAAAAGAGUUCAGUCCAUGUUAAAUCGAACCAAAUCAGCAAACAAAGCUGUUAUAGAAGAUGCAAAAGAUGAUGUUAAUACAUCUGUUACUAUGGCUGGACAUCAACAGCCUGAUGAAGAUGAUUAUGGUUAUGUAUCAAAAGAUGCCAUGGAUAUCUAUAAUAAUAUUAUUAAUAAAUAUGUUAACACACCAGCAGACUCGAGAAGCUGUAAAGUCACAAGCAAUAAAUCAUCAGAUAUCUCUGGAACUAAGGAUCGAGUUAAAGCAGCUUUACUUAAAGAAGAAGAAGACCAACUGUUACCUCAUAAACGUAAAAGAAAAUCAAAAGACAAUGAUAAUGGAGAUGAUAUUUGUAGUGAUAGUGAACCACAACAGAAGAAAAAUAAAUCUGAUUCUAUUUCUGACCAACAUAAAAAGCGUCCUUCUCAACCACCUCCAAUGAAUUUUCAAGAACUGCUUAAAAUUGCUGAAAAGAAACAGCAUGAACCAAUUAUUAUUGAAAAAAAAGUCAAAGAGGAGACUACUCCGAUGAUGACUAAAAAAGAAAAAGAAAAAUAUUUAGAAGAGAAAAAGUUAGAAGCCAUGAGAAUAGCUCGAAGACAAGGUAAACCAAUUUUACCUUCACUAGAUAAAUCUAAAGAUCUAAAAUCAACAGAAAAAUUGAAAUUUCCAUCUUCUAAGAUUGAUCCACAUGCAGAAGAAAAACUUAAAAAGAGUUCAUCUGUUUGGGCAAAAGAUUUGAAAAUCAAUAAAGAGCUCAAUAACAACAAGAAUAAAUAUUUACCUCAAAAAGUAAGUGAGUCUGAGGUAAGAUCUAAUGGAAAACAUGAAAAAUAUGUACCUCGACAACCAAAUCAUUCUUAUAUAAUAUCUAAUGGAAAACAUGAAAAAUAUGUACCUUCACAACCAAAUCAUUCUGAGAUAAAAUCCAAUGGAACACAUCAAAAAUAUGUUCCACAAAGUGUUCCAGAAAAAUAUAUACCUAAAGAAAAAAAACGAUAUAGUUCCGAAGAUGAAAGAUAUUCGCCAAAACCUAAAGUUAUAAUGUUGCUAGAUGAAAAGUAUGUACCUAGAAGUAAAAAUAACUCUUUAGAUAAAUACUCUCCAAGUCUUAAAUAUAAUUCCACUAGUGAUAAAUAUGUGCCUAAACCAAAAUCAAAUAACAAAUACUCUGAAAAUUCAAAAUCUGAUAAAUGUUCUAAGCCUCAUAGUAUAACUUUUAGUGAUAAGCAUUUACCAAAAUCUACUAAACUUAAUGAAAAAUAUGUACCGAGCUCAAAAAAUACUUCUGUAGAAAGAUAUUCCCCUAAACCAAAAUCUGUAAGUUCACAUGAAAAAUAUGUACCUCAAAUGCAGAAUUCAAGAUCUUCAAAUAAAUAUCUGUCUAGUACAAAAUCACAAUCUACUGAAAAAUAUUAUCCUGAGCCUUCAUCAUGUUCAAAUAAAAGUAUUAAAUCAAAUCCUGAAAAAUAUAUUCCAUCUACAAUUGAUAAGUCUAAAAAAACUGCCUAUGAAGCUAAACCUAAACACCUUCCCCCUAAAGAUAAGGUGCCCAAACAAUUCCCUCCUAGAGACAUGAUAUCAAAGCAAUUUCCACCUAAAGAUAUGAUACCAAAACGGUUUCCACCAGAUGAUGUUCAAAGAAGAAAUAAUCGCUCUAUGCCUAUUCGAAGUAAACAACUUGUAAUUGAAUCAGAUUCAGAUGAAUAUGACUCAGAACUUGAUGAUUUUAUUGAUGAUGGACCAGAAGAUGAAGCUGACUAUUCAAGAGUUAUUUCUGAAAUUUUUAAAUAUGAUAAAAAUAAAUAUAGAGGAAUGGAUGAUGACGAUGAUGAAUGUAUGGAAUCAGAUUUCCGUACUCUUCAAAAAGAAGAAUAUCGUAGUACAAGAGCUGGUUUAUUGGAAGAUCUUGCAGAUAUUCGAAGAGAAAAAAUGAUGACGAAGAAACGGAAAAAACUAUAGUUAAAAUAAAUUUAUACAGUUAAAAACUAUAAUAUAUUUGAAAACUACAAUCAUGCACUUGAUUUGUUUAUACAAUGAAUACAUUCAUUUAAAUUGAUUUUACUGUUACCACUUUUUUUAUUAAUUUGUUUUUUAUGACUUUCAUUAUUUUGAUUGUUAUUUGUUUUUCUUAUUAUCAGUUUUCAUAUUUUUUCAUAAUGUACUUUCUAUUAAGUUGAUUGUUAACUUAUUUAGUUUUAAUUAAUAUUUACAUUUGUUAUACAACUGUUGGAUUACAAAUUAUGUACAAUGAAAUUUGUAAAAUCAAUUAAUUACUUUAUAAUUAUUUGCGUGAUCAAAUAAUGACAAUUAAUAAUCAUUUAACACAAAUAGGUUAAUCU
Messenger RNA from Daktulosphaira vitifoliae (grape phylloxera), 2778 nucleotides. RefSeq names its product protein SPT2 homolog. The record is from RefSeq and is a predicted model, not a curated record. Gene Ontology annotation, biological process: nucleosome assembly; regulation of DNA-templated transcription. Gene Ontology annotation, molecular function: histone binding; DNA binding. The coding region runs from base 200 to 2398 and encodes 732 amino acids. The transcript is spliced from 6 exons. Lineage: Eukaryota; Metazoa; Arthropoda; Insecta; Hemiptera; Phylloxeridae. Gene Ontology annotation, cellular component: nucleolus.